CAUCUGCAACAAACCGCAUCUAUAGCCAGACAAAACUAUAGGCUAUUCUUCAAAUAACUGUCCGGUUCUUUUGGUUUAGACCAAUCUAUAAGCAUAUCUGAUCAUUUCCACUCAGUUCUCAAAGGCAGUUUGCCAUAGUUUAUAACACCCCUUAUCUGGUAGAGUUUUAUAAUCCAGUAGGCUAGUUUGUUUGAUAGAUUUCAUCAGAUUUGUGAAUAAUUCCAUGGCUGGUUGAUCAUCAAGGAUAUGUUUUAAUGGUGACUAUGAGUAACGACAUUAAGGUUGUCAUGUAAUCAUUGGGACAAAAGCCUUCUUUGUUAUUGUGAAUUAUUCAAAGUUUCUUCUAAGCCAUUUGUUAUGUAGCCUAGGCCUAUUUUCAGCGUUUCUCUCUCUCUCCCAUUAAGCCUUCCUGACGUAUUGUUAAUUUUUUUAGCUGUGAAUUUUAACCUCAAAUAGACAAAACACACAGAUCUGGAUAAAUUACGCGGAUUAAUAGAAACUUCAUUACCCAUAAUGCAAUACGCCACCAGGAACUAUUCAACAUUUAGAACGCUUAAAGGGCGGGACGACUAGUUUUGACCAAUAGCGACCCUUAAUAUUCAACAGCAGAGAAGCCACACGAUGGCAUUUCCUGAAGGCUGUUGGACGAAAUGUAGAAUGACCUGACAACAACAGGGGCAUGCAGCCAAGAAAGGAGGAAAUGUUUAAGACCUCUAACAUGCGAGACCCUCGGAUUCUAACAAUUGUAGUUCACGUAAUUAGUGAUGCAACAGAGUCGAGAUAGCUUUUUAAAAACAAACGACUCAAGUAAUUUGUUAGCCAGCCACUCCGGAAUCGGUCGAACAUUAGGAUUUUGAUUAACGUUGUAUUGGAACCAUCAAACCUGCCCUGCUCCUAGCGAACUUUGUCACUAUGCGGUCGAACCUAUCAGAUGAUUGCUAGUGUUAUCACAUCCUUUACAGCGCGAGUUUUUGCUCGCCCACUGCUUCGCUUGAAUCUCGUAGCUCAUCAGUACCCCCCAAGACACUUCCACAGGCAGCACGCCACGAUGCAGUCGAGCCAAAACAUCACUGUCAGCGGCGACGCUUCUCACAAACCCGGAGGAGCCGUCAGGGGGAUAUCGUCUACACUAACUAACAACACCAGUCCCACUCUAGGGGCUAGGCUCGUGAUUAACGAUAGGCCAAGGAGGACACCGAGUCCCCGCGGACCGAACGGGGAUGAAGACUCCGAAGCGGAGUCCUACCGGGGCGGGCGGAGGGACGAGGUCGACCGGGACACCCGCGCGAGAGCAUUCGCGUGGUGCCGAGAUUUUCUGUCUGGGUCGUGGAAGACCAUCUCCGAAGAGGACUUUGAAAUCAGUAUUGUCAGUGGAGGACUCAGUAAUCUGCUCUACAAAUGCAGUUUGCCCGACCAUGUCCGUCCGGUUGGCGAUGAGCCGGCCCGUGUGCUUUUACGGAUUUACGGAGCUAUCCUCCAGGGGGUGGACUCUCUGGUCUUAGAGAGUGUGAUGUUUGCCAUCCUGGCAGAGAGGACUUUGGGCCCACGGCUCUUUGGAAUCUUCCCUGAGGGGAGACUGGAGCAGUACAUACCUAGCAAUCGCCUGCGCACAGAGCAAUUGGCCGUUCCAGAACUUUCUGCGGAGAUAGCGUCAAAGAUGGCCCGUUUCCAUGGCAUGGUCAUGCCCUUCAACAAGGAGCCCAAGUGGCUCUUCGGGACCAUUGACAGGUACAUGGAGCAGAUAAAGACUCUGAAGUUUGUCCGGGACACCCACAUAAAAAAGUUCAACAAGGUGAUGAAGUAUGACCUGCCCAAUGAACUGGAGACCCUGAGGUCACUGCUGGCAGCGACUCAUUCUCCUGUGGUUUUCUGUCACAAUGACGUACAGGAAGGGAACAUACUGAUGCUAGAUGGCCGUCAGGUGAAUGCCACCGACAAACUGAUGCUCAUCGACUUUGAGUACAGCAGCUACAACUACAGGGGCUUUGACUUUGGGAACCACUUCUGUGAGUGGAUGUAUGACUACACGUAUGACCAGUGGCCCUUCUACAAGUCCAGCGUUGACCACUACCCCACCAAGGAGCAGCAGCUGCACUUCAUCCGACACUACCUGACUGAGAGCGGGGGAUACGGAGACAGAGAAGACCACCUGCAGGUGGAGGAGGAGCUUAUGCUAGAGGCCAAUCGGUUUGCGCUGGCCUCGCACUUCUUCUGGGGACUUUGGUCCAUCAUCCAGGCCCGGAUAUCUACCAUAGAGUUUGGCUACAUGGACUAUGCCCUAUGCAGAUUUGAUGCCUACUUCAGGCAGAAGAAGCUUGUGGCCUGAAGCCCAUCAUGAAGAACCCCCAAACAGAAUGCCUCGUCUGGAGGUGUACUGCCCCCACACCCCCCACCCUCGUCUGGAGGUGUACUGCCCCCCCACCCUCCCCCCUCGCCUG
Molecule: messenger RNA, 2438 nt
Organism: Clupea harengus (Atlantic herring)
Lineage: Eukaryota; Metazoa; Chordata; Actinopteri; Clupeiformes; Clupeidae
Gene: chkb
Product: choline kinase beta
Biological process (GO): CDP-choline pathway; phosphatidylethanolamine biosynthetic process
Cellular component (GO): cytoplasm
Molecular function (GO): ethanolamine kinase activity; choline kinase activity
Source: RefSeq, a predicted model, not a curated record